Molecule: messenger RNA, 1737 nt
Organism: Aaosphaeria arxii CBS 175.79
Lineage: Eukaryota; Fungi; Ascomycota; Dothideomycetes; Pleosporales
Exons: 3
Coding region: 1-1737 (578 amino acids)
Source: RefSeq, a predicted model, not a curated record
AUGUCGGAGCGUCCCAACCCGUUCAGCCUUACAGACACCAGUCACUCAGUACCUCGUAAAGAUCGCGGUGCAUCCCUGUCAUCCUCGGUAGACCGAAGAUACUUUGAACAGGUCCAGCCUAUUUUUGCAGUCUCGUCCUCCGCAACGAAGCUGGAGUUUGUGGACAAUUCGGAUCCCCGGAAAGACCUAGUAGUUCGAAAGAAGGCCAGAGAAUGGGUGCACCGUAACCGCGAAACAACACGGCGCAACAAAGGCGCCCAAAAUGCCAAAACUCAGGAAGCCGGAGCAGUGACAGCCUGGGACAUCAUUCUCAGUCGGCGGGCGUCAUUGAAGGAUCCUAGUUCGGGACGUAUCGACCCGUUCGACAUGCUCCCGAACGUAGGUAGGAAAGUAGAUCACAUCCUCGAGUUCUUUCUUACCCAAUGUCCUGAAGAAGUGCCUGGCUCAGAUGACGCUUUAGCAUGGCGUUCAAAGGCGGUUGCUUUGGCCCCUUCCCGUUCAAAUACGGUGUUAGGAAACAUGGCUGACGAGAGAGUCUCUUUCGUACUCUGGCUCCAUGCCACAACUACCAUAAGAGACGGGAUGGCUGGUAGCCUGGGCACCGAAGAGUGCAUGUAUUACUACAAAUUGGCGUUACAAGUCAUGAGGGAAGAGACCGAGAAAAGAAAAGUCAAGGAAUUCUCAGAUGCUUUCAUUGCUGCCCUCGGUUGCUUUGCGGCUUGCGCAAACUUUGCAGGCGAUUUCAAAGCUGCGCUCGUUCAUCGAGAUGCACUACUUAAAGUGUUGAUGGCCAAAGGAAAUGGAGAUUUGCUCAAAGGCAUUCAAUCGACAAAGCCAUGGACACAGAAGGGAAUGGCAUGGUGUGAAAUCCAUGUCGCUGCACAAAUUCCUGCAACGCCAAUAAUACCAUUCAAUCCGCCUGCUCCUCCCAAAGAUAAAAUACCAUACUCCAUAACCAUCGAAACCGAGAGACGAACAAGUUUUACACUAGCUCAGCUUCCACCUCUUUCGUUAGCCUUUCCCGGACUAAUAUCACAAUUCCAUCUCCUAUGUCUCCUUCAAGCGUCCGACAAAACUCCCCCUAAACCGCCACUAUCUGGGCCAUCACUUCUCACAAACCAAACAAUCAGGACCAGUCCGCACGCAAUACGUCCCUUAUACUGCGCAGAAUACACAAUACUGCAACUACUUUCACAGCAGAAGGAGCGUCACGACCAUGGAUUCACCAACACAGAAGUUGUGUUAACAGAAGCUUUCCAGUGUUUCCUAUGGCCUGCGCUGAGGUGCCUCCCCUGCGAGAUGAAGCUGUGCGAUCUCUUUGUUACACGCCUAAAAACUGCCCUCAUCACCCUUCUUGACGAGCUCGACCUCCCUGUAGACUCGGAUAUCGACCAAGCCGGACAAUCUCCCUACCUAGCUACGUCCUCUUCGACACCGAGCGUACUCAGUGAAAGCAGCGGUACAUCUGACUCCGAUCUUGGCACAUUACCCAUCCUAAAAAUCUACCAUCCAACAGAUUCCCUGGUCAUCUGGGCGUUGUUCAUUGGGACAUUGGUUUCGAGCGUUGGAGGACGACCCGAGCACGACUGGUACAAGGAUCGACUACUUCGUCAUAUUCUCGUACGAAAUGCGAGAUUCAUAAGGAGCAAAGACCAUCUAAUUACAUUACUGAAAGUCUUUCCAUGGACGGAUACUUUCUGUGGAACUGGGAUUAAAAAGAUGCAUAUCCCAUUCUGA